Molecule: messenger RNA, 2037 nt
Organism: Spizellomyces punctatus DAOM BR117
Lineage: Eukaryota; Fungi; Chytridiomycota; Chytridiomycetes; Spizellomycetales; Spizellomycetaceae
Exons: 2
Coding region: 1-2037 (678 amino acids)
Source: RefSeq, a predicted model, not a curated record
AUGCCGGUCGAACGCUCUCCAACGCAAGGCCGCUCACCUGUGAUCCAGACUCAUAGUCAGGGUCCUGCGGAGGACGUCGAAGUCCCUCCCGCAACAUGCCCAAGGCGUUCAGGGACCACUUCCAUCGAACCGGAAGCCCCUAACUUGGCCACGAUGGCCUCUGAAGUGGCAGCGUUAAAAGAAGACAUGGCCCGCUCGACUGCUGCAAUGCAGUUGGCAACUCAAAAUCUUAUGGAACAGCUUCAUAGGCUUUCCAAACGUCAGACAGCGGCGGAUGAGCACCUCACACGAGCCUUAGAAGCCCUAGCGCAUCGCCCGCUGCCUGAACUACCUCUCAUAGCACGAGCUACAAGAGAAUGGUCCGCAACCCCAUGGGAAACAUCAGACACACCAAGGGAGCAUACCGAACCAAGUUUUUCAGGUCCGGUGCCUCCAAUCCAAGUGCCAGCGGCCCCGUGGGCCAGCGACACCAAGGUCGAUUCCUUGAAAGCAAAGGAUGUACCCGAGUUUACGGGCAAAAGAAACCAAGACGUUGAAGAAUGGCUCAACAAAGUCCAACUUCUUCAAAACAUUAGCGCAACGUCAGAUGCCAGGAUGGUACAGCUCCUACCAGCCAUGAUAGCUGAGAAAACCCCUGCCGAUGCUUGGUUUUACACUCUGGAAGCCCAGGAAACUCGCUCAUGGACCUGGAAAAGGUGGAAAGAAGAACUGCUUCGAGAGUUCCGAGAUCCCCUAACUGAGUCCAAGCGCAAAACCGAAUAUGUGCGCUGCCACGCAAACCCCAAAGAAUUUUGCAGCUUUCUCACAUUCAUUGACCACAAAACUCAUCUCUGGCGCCUCGCAUACGGUGACCGGGCAAACAUAGAAUGUCCCGCUGACCAGCAUUUCGACCUAAUAGUUGAACAAUUGCCCAGCGACAUCCAAAUCAUGGUCAAAUCCUGUAACGUCACGAACCUGACCAAAUUAAAAGACUUCCUGCGCCUUUAUUUCGGCUCUGAUGACACCAGAAAACGAGACCCUUGCUACAGCGGUGCUGCUGAAGCUCAGAAGAAGUCACAAAAGACCGGAACUGACAAAGGCCCUAAGCAGACGGCUCAACAUAAAACCAGAAACCCCAAAAAGGGUCGCAACGGUCCUCAGAAGAUGGUUCCGGACCCCAACAAGGAACCACCAGCACCCUGCAAAUUCUAUGGAAAGAAAGGACCAUAUGGAGCACCCACGCCCGCAGGUUGGAAACCCAAACAGGAGUCCAAGAAGUCUUACAUAGUGGAGCUGGACUUGACGUCUGCUACCACCGAGACUCUUUUUUCGGCUUCGGAACUGGAAAGGACAGCCGCCGCUAAUCAAGGAUUCCACACCAUCGGAUUCUUUCAUUCACCCAAGCACUCGGAAUCAACAAUUUUGAUGACUGCACCUCUUUCCGAGGUCACGGAGACUAAGGAAGAGGACCCCCGCACGCCCACGCAGGGCUGGGACCAAGUCUGGGACAACAUAGCCAUCAUCUGGGGCACCCCGCAAGUGGCUCUGAUGAUGGGCAACAACCCCCGCGCGCUCAGCUUCUUUGCCAAAGAACCGAAGCGAGGCGCCGGGCACCUCGGGAAUGACCCCUACGCAGUCGUGUGGAGUUCCCACCACCUCUACAUUGCUGCCGCAGCCAAAGCUGACAAGGAUCGAAUCCUGCGAAAAGUCCGAGAAGACGGUACCCCUCGUUUGAUCCUCCUUGCCUGGAUAAGGCUCGACGAGCAUGAGAAAUUCUUGAUGUGGAGCUCCGAAGAUCCUGUUAUCUUUGAUUCUUACGCCAACCUGCAACUGGUGGCAUUUGUAACGGAUUUUUUGUUGGUAGACUACAGUAAAGACAACUUGGGUCUCCUAGCAGGUUGUGUGGGUGUCCGUACUAGGAAUCGUAGUCUCCAAAUCCUUUCUUUGGGCGUCGGUAGCGACUUGAGGGCGAGAGGCAAGGAGAGUCGGUUAGUUGUGAACCGAGCAGGAUUUAGAGGCUUCGGUACGGGUGAUCAGGCCGUUGAAGCGCUCUGUUAG